UUGCCAGUUAGUUGCUUUGAAACACUGCUGAUAUUCAUAGUGAUUCGGAAAAUAUUGAAAGAAGGAAAAAAAAACUAUCUUCUACUCUCCCUACUGAAUUGAUGAAAGUAGAGCCGAUUUUACGUAGUGUUGUCACACAGAUUUUGAUGAGAAUGUUUCUAUAGAAUUUUUGUUGAUUAUGAACUAAAGUGAAAUCACUGAAUAUCAGAGAGCGUGUCCAAUAUACAAAUAAAAAAACAACUCAAAGUUCAACUAGCCGAUAGAACUAAACUGAAAAAAUAGAUACUAUUUUUUGACAAGAAUAAUAAAUUGUAGCAAUAAAAAUUAAAUGAAUAAAGUGGCCAUUAAUUAACUGUAUAUAAUACAACAACUCGUGUGCAUCUAUAAAGUGCAAAAAAUAUAUAUCUAAUAUGAUCAAAUUAGAAGUUUAAAAAGAAUAAACACAGUAGAAGUAAUUACUGACAAGGAACUGCUGUAAUCAAAGCUAAGCUUUGUGUGAUAACUACGCGUGCGCGUAUCUGUGAUUGUGACUAACUAACUGUAUAAUAUAUCUAUAUAUCUGUCCUGGAUUCGACGUGACCGUCUCAACGUUCCACCAUUUUUAACACCACCAAUUUUACUAUAAGUCAUCACCGGAACCAAGAACAUAAACAAAAAACUAUGGAAGUGCUAACUGUGCAGAAUCAAUUUGCCGAUCAGCAUUACGGCGAUAUUACAGCCACUAGAAUACGAAAUUGGUCAAGAUCUCUAAGCAAUAACGCGCAGGAACAACAACAAAAUCAUCAGCAUGAAACUCUACAAACAGAGGAGGAGCAAUAUGACUGUGAUAGCGUAGAUGCAGCUGCAGUGAAUGAACUUUCGCAGCGCCUACUCACCGAAUUACGCGCCGCCAAGACGCGUAACCUCACCUGCACCGAAGUUUCACUACCCACUGAUCUCACCCAACGCAUCGCCAGCGAUAUUGUGCGUGUAUCGGAACGUGAACCAUGUGGCAUUCGUGGCUGCACCGUUUUCGUCGAAUACGAGGAGGAGGCUAACAAUCUCAAACGUAUAGCAAAACUAAAAUUGGACCCGGAAAUGGUAUCCACAUUUGAGGUAUAUCUGACACUGCGCCAAGACAAAAGGGGCUGGACCGCUUUAUUGCCGCAAUUUAUUAAGGGCCUGUCACGUACAAUUACAAUUAGUCCUGAUUAUAGCAUUGUUAAACGUAAGUUGUAUUCGCACGACAGCAAUUGAGAGAUUGUAAGACUGUCCUGAGACAGCCAUAAAAAAUAUAAGCUGAUCGAGAGAGAGAGAGAAUAAGUGAGAUUGAGAAGGAGCAAUGUAAGAUCUUAUAUACAUUAUUUGCCCAUUGACAAAUAGCUGCUGUAUUGGGAGCAUAAAGUAUUGCAAAGAUUGCAAUGACAAUUGAUCCUGCAAAUUCUGUAUAUAUGGCGUGGCUCAUUAAAUGAGCGCCAUCACACUAUGGAAAUACAUUCGCAAUUUUAAUGUAUUCAGGCGUUAAAAAGCUAAAAACAAAUAUAAAGUAUUUUAAAAUCAUCAUCCCACCUAUACUCACCACUGUUGUAAUCGUAGAAGCAUAAAUUCAACAAAAAAUGUAUAUUUUAUGUUUAUGAUUUUCUAUUUAUUUAAGAAAAAAACAAACAAAAGAGAAAAAGUAAAAUAUGAAAGAAAAAAAAAUAACAUGUUUUUACACAAAAUUUUGUGUACGUGCCCAUUGACCGACAGAACUACAAAACACAUCUGUCAGAACGCCAACAUAUGGACGCUACGACAGACUAACUCAUGGACUGACGUAAUGUCAGCCACACAAAAACAUUUUCUGAGGUGAUUUCUGUUCUUUAAUUGCCACAAUUUUGUGUGGCAUGCUCACACACACACAUGCUUACCAAUACAUUCAUGCGUACCCGGCAAGAGAAAACCCAUAAGUUUUCUUAAUCACUACCCCCAACCCCGCCCGCCAUCGUAUGGCCGACCCUCUGCACAAAGCACUGUGAGCAUUAAAGAAACAGCAACAACAAAAAUAUGAUUUCUUUCAGACAACAAGAACCCACGAAAAAUGAUGUAAAAGAAAAAGGGAAUAAAGAAAAACUCAUGAAAAUUGUGAUACUGAUUAAGUUUUUUAGUAGUUAAGUACUAAUUAACUAAAAGCAAACAAAUUAAUAUAACAACAACAAACACAUUUAAAACAAAUAUAGUAUAUGAUAUGAAUGAAAGCUAAUCGUAAUAAUUAAAACCACACUGCGUUGCUGGCAAAUAUGCAGAAAACAAAAUUAAAACAUCAAACUUUGUAUUAUUCGACCCAUACCCCCGUUUAAAUCCUCAUGUCAAAAACAAAAUUUGUGUUUUCAUAUCGAUCUACAAAAAAACAAACGUUCGCCAAAAUUAUUUAUCAAAAAAAAAAAAAAAAAUUUCCAACAUCAAUGGAAUGCUUAUUGUUCUCAUUAAUCUUAAAUUCAUGAAAGUUAGUUAGGUUAUUUUGCAAUUCCUAAAUUGGUAUUUUUAUCUUUGAGAGUGUGUAGUUUUAUCAAGCCUAAUUUUUUAAUAUUUAAUAUUCAAAACAAAUAAUAAUUUUUAAUGUAUAACCUGUUAUUUUUAAGUGUUUUUUAAUUAAUUUAUAAAAAAAAACAAAAACAAACAAAUAAAAGUUUGUAAAAAAGAAAAAAAAAAUCAAAAAAUAAUAAAUACAAUGCGAUUUUGUGGAGCAAUAAUCUGCAGAAUAUAUUAAAAAGAAA
This is a messenger RNA of Musca domestica (house fly), 2735 nucleotides long. RefSeq names its product protein scylla. The coding region runs from base 661 to 1236 and encodes 191 amino acids. The transcript has 2 exons. Gene Ontology annotation, biological process: apoptotic process; regulation of TOR signaling; negative regulation of signal transduction. The record is from RefSeq and is a predicted model, not a curated record. Gene Ontology annotation, cellular component: cytoplasm. NCBI's taxonomy places the organism in Eukaryota, Metazoa, Arthropoda, Insecta, Diptera, Muscidae.